UGUACCAGUCUACCAAUCUAACAGUCUACUGCAACUUCCGAACUUGCAACUUGUAAACUUAAACGUCGACUUUUAUGCCGAAAUUAAAAUGUUGUAAUAACGCUUGUACGGUAAAAUGUAUAGCAGUACUAAGCUAGUGGUAUUGGCUGUGGUUGGUGUUGUACUCACCGUCCUCGGCGGAGGAAUGAUAAAAGUGUUCAGCACCAUGAUUCACGAUAAAAUCAGCGAGAAAGUUCGUCUAACGAAUGGAUCAGAGUCGUUCGACAUCUGGAAAGAUAUGCCAGUUCCGAUUUACAUGCAAUUCUGGAUCUUCCAUGUUAAGAAUCCACUGGAAAUUACCAGGGACGGAGCUAAACCAUCAGUUGAACAAAAAGGCCCUUAUACAUAUCGAGAAUACAGACAAAAACACAAUAUAACCUUUCACUCAAAUGGAACCAUUUCCUAUGUGCCUACAAGAACAUACACACAUGAGCCUAAGAUGUCAGUUGGUAGUGAGGAUGACACGAUUACAUCUCUUAACAUGCCAAUGCUGACAGUAGCAUCAUACAUAAAGUAUGAGCCUACGUGGUUGAAGGUACUGGCAUCUCUGGGACUGGCUGUGUUAAAUGAGACCGUGUUCGUAAACCACACAGUAAAAGAAUGGUUGUGGGGAUAUGAAGACCCAAUGUUAAAGGACAUCCAUGAUCUUCUGCCAAAUCUUGUGCCUGAUAGUCACUUUGGAUUUUUCUAUGGGCCGCCAUCAGGUAACCUGUCAAGAGAUGGAUUGUACACCGUUGAUUCUGGAAGUGCCGAUGUACACCAGGUAGCUGAAAUAGAAAAAUAUAAUGGAGUAAGCCACCUAGACUACUGGAAGUCAGACUACUGCAACAUGAUUAAUGGAACAGAUGGAAGUAUUUAUGGUCCAUUUGUCAAAAAGACAGAUAAAAUGAGACUAUUCUCAUCAGAUAUCUGCAGGUCAUUGUACAUGCAAUAUGAACAAGAUACCACCAUAGAGGGAAUCAAUCUGUUUCGCUUUACAGCCCCGGCGGCAAUAUUUGCAAAUGCUAAUGUAAAUCCAGACAAUGAGUGUUACUGCAUGCCCUGUCUAGGAGCUGGGUUGCUCAACAUUAGCAUCUGUAAACAGGGUGCACCAGUUGUGGUGUCAGCACCACAUUUCUAUGAAGGUGAUCCGAAGUUUUCAAAGGCCAUAGAUGGACUACAUCCAGUAAAGUCUGAACACGAAACAUUUAUGGAUAUUGAACCGCUAACUGGACUAGCGAUGCGGCUGAUGAGGAGAAUGCAGGUCAACACAUUUAUUGAACAUAUUGAAUUCAUAAGCCAAACAAAAAAUCUAAAGCCGACUUUCUUUCCAUUGGUAUGGCUAAAUGAGAGUGCAAAAGCGGAUGCUGCCAGUAUUGACAAAUUCAAGACGGAGGUGAAGCUGCCCAUUCUUCUCAUGACCAUAGGACAAUACUUUGUUCUAAGCUUGGGCAUCCUCAUACUCGUGGUUACUGCUUCUCUUUUACUGGUUGGACUUUCCAGUAGAACGGUUCCCGAUGAACCAUUGUUACCUGAUGUUGCCGGUGACCAGUGAAGUAAGUCAAAUGAAUGAGUCAUACAUGCAGUUGUUGCAGCUCCUUUGCUAUCCUAAUAAUUCAAAGAUUACUAGUAAUUCUAUGGAUUGCUCAUUUGCUUAAUAACCACUUGCUAUAAAACUUAAACAGGGUAUUAAACUUAUACAUUUGACAUGUUUGACAGGCAACUCUAGCCAAUCACUAUUGCGAUGUUUUAAAAACAACGCUUAGUGUCAAAGUGCAGCCCACACUUUAGUAUGAAGUGUCAGUAUUUUGGCUUCCAAGUGUGAAAAACAUACACAAGGCGACACAUACAUAAAAAGUAAGCUUGAUCGACCUAGCAACAAUAUCCAAUGUGGGUGUGACAGGUUUCUCUUAGGUGGACAGGUCAAUUAGUGUUUAGCUUAUGUGGACCAUUCUUAAUUCUUUUCAAAUUCCUGAAAAUAACUCAUUAAUGGCAUCUGAGAAAAAUACAUUUUCUCUCUAAUAAUAUUGUAGUGAAAAACGUUUUAAAUCUGACCAUAGUAAGUAAAACUAAACCUGCUAGUACUUGGCAGUGGCGUAGCUAGGA
Priapulus caudatus is the source of this 2124-nucleotide messenger RNA. RefSeq names its product scavenger receptor class B member 1-like. Lineage: Eukaryota; Metazoa; Priapulida; Priapulimorpha; Priapulimorphida; Priapulidae. The record is from RefSeq and is a predicted model, not a curated record. The coding region runs from base 116 to 1573 and encodes 485 amino acids. The transcript has 13 exons. Gene Ontology annotation, molecular function: scavenger receptor activity. Gene Ontology annotation, cellular component: cytoplasm; membrane.